ACUGAAACUGAAACUGAAGCUAAUUUCUCCAUCGCUUGGGCUACCACUCAAGUCAAAAACAGCAGCCAUCACACCACCUGCAAGCUACCUUCCUCUGCCGACACUUUUGUCAAACUCUUCACCCACAAAAUGCAUCCAUACCCAAUGUAAUUCAAGGUAAAAGCUUCAAAUUCCCCUAGUUUCUGCAAUCUUCUUUGUGAGCAUAGAUUUUAUUUUAUUAUUUUAUUUAGUUGGACGUGCCUCUUCUUUUUGGGAAUUCUUUUCUUUUGCUUUAAAGAUUCGAUUUUUAUGUGGGUUUUCUGAUUUUGGUUUUGUGGGUGUACUUGUUUACUCCUUAGAAUUGGGAUGACUGUCAAAAAAUACAGACCAAAUGUUUAUCUUAUUCGUUUCACAUGCGCAUAGACACACAGACAUGUUGAAUCCUGCCUUCAUCAAUGUUAAGAGUAAGGGGUGAGAUAUCCAAUUGUACGUGUAGCUAAUUAACUUGCAUGGAAAUAAAAAAAAUAAAAAUAAAAAUAAAAAUGAAUAAAGCAAGGAACUAGUUUCUUGAUAUUAGGAAAUGACUUUUGCAACAUAAUUGGCAAACAUAAAGAUUGUAACCUAGUUGUUUUGGUUCUUUAAGGUUGCGAGUAGCGACUAUCUAUUGGACUCUUAUCUCGAACUCCUUUUGUAGCUUUGGAUCAAAUCCAAAUGAAUACUUGUCGUACUCAGAGAAAUUUCAAAGUUCCAACCCAUUCUCUAAAGCAUCAUACGAAUAUGGAAAAAGAAAAGUGGUUGCCUACACUUUUGUCAAACUCUUCACCCACAAAAUGCAGCCAUACCCAAUGUAAUUCAAGGUGAAGAUCAAACAGGAAACCAUGACAGAAACCGUUGUGACCCUUGUCAUCAACGAGCUAGUUCAGUUGAUCGUUCAUGAAUCAAAAUUGCUACGGGGUGUCCACAAGCAAGUUGAGGACAUUCGAGAUGAACUAGAGAGCAUCCAAUGUUUUCUCAAAGAUACAGAUAAAGGAGGAGACCUCCAAGAUGGUGUCAAAACGUGGGUGAAACAAGUGAGAGAAGUAGCAUAUCAUAUAGAAGACGUAAUAGAUGAAUACGUUCUUCACAUGGCACAACGUCUUCAUCAGCAAAGUUUUCUUGCUUUUCUCCAUAAAAUUGGUCGUUUAUUGAAAAAAAUAAAACCACAUCAUGACAUAGCUACCAAGAUUCAAGAUAUCAAACUAUUAGUCCGUGAAAUCAAGGAACGAAGAGAAAGAUAUGGUUUUAGUUCCUCAGAUCAAGGAUCAAGUAGUAGAGCAACAAAUGUUACAUGGCAUGACCCUCGAGUGGGUUCACUUUUCAUUGAGGAAGAUGAAGUUGUGGGUAUUGAGCCUACGAGGGAUGAACUCGUAAGUUGGUUGGUGGGGGAAGUAUCUAAACGCUCUGUCAUUUCAGUGGUAGGCAUGGGCGGAAUUGGUAAGACAACUCUUACAAAGAAAGUAUAUGAAAAUGAAUCAGUCAAGGGACAUUUUGAUUGCCGGGUUUGGGUCACUGUGUCUCAGUCAUACAACGUGUCAAAGAUACUCAUGUCCAUGACAAAGCAAAUCUACCAGGCAAAAGUAACUACUCCGGGGAAAAUAGACAUGACAGAUGAGAUCACACAAAUUAGCCAGCUGAGGAAAUGUUUACAGCAAAAGAGGUAUAUUGUGGUUUUUGAUGAUGUCUGGAAGAUAGAGUUUUGGGAAAUUGUGAAACAUGCUUUACCAUGCAAUGACAGAGGCAGUAGGAUUAUCAUCACAACACGCAAUGAUCUCAUUGGUGUUUCUUGUAAAGAAUCUUUAUAUGAUCAAGUGCACAAGCUACAACCUCUAUCUCAAGACAAGGCUUGGGAAUUGUUUUGCAAAAAGGCAUUCCAGACUGAGUUUCAAGGGGGUUGUCCAAGAGAGCUGGUGACACUGUCGAUGGACAUUGUCAGAAAAUGUGAAGGCCUCCCACUUGCAAUAGUUGCCAUAGGUGGUCUUCUGUCAACAAAGGAGAAGGUGCCGUUAGAAUGGAAAAAGUUGAACGAUAGCCUCAAUUUUGAGCUAGAAUGUAAUCCCCACCUUACAAGUAUCACUAACAUUCUCUCUCUCAGUUAUCAUGAUCUUCCGUGCUAUCUAAAGUCAUGCUACUUGUACUUCAGCAUUUUUCCGGAGGACUACUCAAUCGAUUGUUUUAGAUUAAUUUGGCUAUGGGUAGCUGAGGGCUUUAUAGAAGGGAAGAAGGGAAAACCAUUGGAAGACGUAGCGAAAGAAUACUUAAUGGAGCUCAUCCAUAGAAACUUGGUUCAAGUUUCAUUUGGGGAACUUGAUUAUGAUAUAUACAGAAAGUGUAGAAUCCAUGAUCUGCUGCAUGAAAUCAUCCUAUCAAAGGCUGAAGAGUUGAAUUUAUGUCAAGUUUUUGAAGCAAGUAACACAACUUUCCGUGGGAAAAGUCGGUGCCUUUCAAUCCACGAUGCUAGAGAAAAUGUUUUUGAGACAAGUGAGUACUCUCGGGUUCGUUCUAUUUUUCUCUUCAACACUAACAAAAUUCCUAGGUCUUUCAUAGUUAAAUUGUUCAAAAAGUUCAAGCUUUUGAAAGUGUUGGAUUUUGAAGAUGCUCCUAUAGAUUAUCUUCCUCAAGAAGUGGGGAAUUUAUUCCACUUGAAGAACUUAAGUUUGAGGAGAACAAAAGUGAAAAUGCUUCCAAAGUCAGUAGGUAGACUACAGAACCUACAAACACUAAAUGUCGUGGAAACCGCAAUUCGUGAACUACCAAUUGAGAUAUUAAGGAUUUAUAAGCUGAGACAUCUUUUGGCUCAUUCUCAUGACUUCGAAAUUAAAAAAUAUAGCUUUCAUUCUGAGCGAGGAGUAAAAAUACAUGAAGGGUUUGGAUGUUUAAACAAUUUGCAAACACUAGUAAUUAUUGAGGCAAAUCAUCAUGGGGAUGGUCUAUUUGAAGAGCUUGGAAAGUUAAGUCAAUUGAGGAUUUUGGGUAUUUCAAAGAUGACUGCAGAACGUGGGAGGGCUCUAUGUACCUCCAUACAAAAUAUGGUCCACCUUAAAUCUUUGUUUGUAUUCUCAAUUAGUGAAGAUGAGAUUAUAGACUUACAAUCAAUUUCAUCAUCACCUCCAUUUCUAGAGCAUAUCCAUCUAUGGGGGCGAUUGAAGAAGUUGCCCAACUGGAUUCUGAAGCUUCAGAAUCUGGGCACACUAGUCUUAUUUUUUUCAUCAUUGAAGGAAGAUCCAUUGUCGUGUGUCCAGGUUUUGCCAAAUCUAGUUACCCUUUCUCUCAUUCAUGCUUAUGAUGGGGAGCAUCUGCAUUUUGAGGAAGGUGGUUUUCGAAAACUCAAGAAGCUUAUACUUAGAGAGUUGAAAAAAUUGAAGAUGGUAGAAAUAGACAGGGGAUCACUGCCCAGUCUUGAGCAACUAGAGAUUGGGCCAUGCCCACAGAUGAAGGAGCUACCCUCUGGAAUCCAGGACCUGGAAAGCCUAAAGAUUCUUGACUUCUAUGAAAUGCAACGAGAAUUUGUCCUACGCAUGCAGCCUGAUACAGGCGAAGAUUAUUGGAAAGUCAAGAAGGUAACUAUUAUCCGUCUCAAGUAUAGGAUUAAAGGAGAACAAUAUCAAAUAUACAAGUUGGGUGACUUGGACUUGUUGGAGCGUCUACAAGAGUGAGUCUUGGAGGAUCAAACUGCCAUGUAGUUCAGUGAUAGACAAGGCAUGUGCCUCUAAGCCACAAGACUUCCAUGAAUUUUUAAUUUUUCUUUUUCUAGUUUUGUCAUAUGUAAUGCUAAAAUUCUUCACAUUAUGUGGCCGACUAAGCAAGACUUGCAUUGGCCGGUGAGUUCCAACCUAGGCUAAAGUUUGAAAUGUUACCACAACCUUUUACACUUUAAAUUAUGUUCCUUGUUUUUUUGUA
Messenger RNA from Alnus glutinosa, 3915 nucleotides. Its product is annotated as disease resistance protein RPM1-like. Gene Ontology annotation, molecular function: ADP binding. Bases 858 to 3671 code for a protein of 937 amino acids. NCBI's taxonomy places the organism in Eukaryota, Viridiplantae, Streptophyta, Magnoliopsida, Fagales, Betulaceae. Gene Ontology annotation, biological process: defense response to other organism. The record is from RefSeq and is a predicted model, not a curated record. The transcript has 2 exons.